Mixia osmundae IAM 14324 is the source of this 1860-nucleotide messenger RNA. RefSeq lists its product as uncharacterized. The coding region runs from base 1 to 1860 and encodes 619 amino acids. The record is from RefSeq and is a predicted model, not a curated record. Gene Ontology annotation, molecular function: protein binding; guanyl-nucleotide exchange factor activity. Gene Ontology annotation, cellular component: cytoplasm. Lineage: Eukaryota; Fungi; Basidiomycota; Mixiomycetes; Mixiales; Mixiaceae. The transcript has 2 exons.
AUGAUUCAAGACCUCCCGUUGGAUGUCCUCACGGACCAUCUGCUCGAUCUCCUCGAGCUCGGUGACCUGCUCAACCUCAGCGAGACCUGCAAAGGCUUUCACGACCUCAUCCUACGCCAAGAGUCUCUAUGGGCGAGGCGUAUCCAGCAAGACUACUCCUUCCCCGUCCACAACAGCGCUCGCCGCUUGGGCUGGCUCAAUCUAUACAAACGCGUUCGACGGCCUCACGUCUAUCUCUGGGGAGAUGCCGCCAACGGACGACUCGCGCUCAGGCAGGAUGAUGAUCGUCACAGGUGGCUCUACGCUGGUGGGAUCCCCGUGCCCCUUCGUGUACGAUUCAACGCGCCGCUCGUUGAGCUCAUCGCUGGCGGUUGGAGCUUCCAUGCGCUCGACACACGAGGGCGAGUAUACUACUGGGGUCAGAUGGACGGCGAGCAAUGGGCUGCGCCCGACGCCAGCUCCACGCAUCCUGGCCGACAAGUCAGCGAGCCAGAGCUACUCAACGUCGAUCUGCCGCCUGUCAAGAUGAUCCAGUGCGGUCGCAAGCACGCUGUCGCGCUGGAUAACAGUGGACACGUGUACGAAUGGUACGCAUGGGGCCGCAUCUUGCGCAUCGGUCAAGCCCGCAGUCAAGCCGGUACUGCGACGAUGAAGGCCCGAGCUAUCUCUGCAGGCUGGCACUUCUCUGCAGCGAUACUCGCGAGCGGCGAGAUCGCGAUCUGGUGGCGCAUAUCUAACACGGCGCAGGAGAUGGAAGCGCUCGCCCGUCGAGGACUUCCAACUGUCGACACCAUCGUCGAGCGCGAUAUGACGACUGUACUUGCGCCUUCACUAGCGUCUGCCUUUCGCGCGACCAGCCCAAGUCUUGCCGAGGCCGAUAUCACGGUCAGCAAACUCGCAGCAGGCAAUGGCUUCCUCAUUGCUCUAUCUCAAAGUGGCAAGGUCUACCGCCUAGAUGUUGGCUUGCCAGUCCUGCAGGAAGAAGCUGCCGCCGAUGAACAGGCACGAGGCAGCUCCGAUGUAUCGGAACAAUGGCUCGUCGAUCAAUUUCGAGUUGGCAACAGGCGCUGGGAGUAUUUGCCUGCUUUUUCAGAGGCAAACUAUAUCCGGACACAUGACUGCUUCUCCGAUGACAAGGUAGACAAGCCUACCGAGAUGACACGUAUAACGCAUAUCGAGGCACACAACAACACAUUCUUCGCAUAUGCCGCCCCGGACGAAUCAGACCAAUCGUCAUCAAUCGUAUUGCAAGGUUCGCAUGAGACUCGUCCGGACUCAUUGCCGACGAUCGUACCGGAACUCCAACACAAAGGUAUCAUCAGGGUCGUGCUCGGUGACUGGCAUUAUGGUGCGCUGACGACAAACGGUCAGCUGCUGACAUGGGGCCAAUAUAGCAAAGGCGCGGUAGGACAUGGCAAAUCGAAUUCUGACGUUCGAUCUACGGCCGAUGCGACAGCCCAGACCCGGCUAGCUCCGGCCAGGAGGGCUCAACAAGCUCCUGCGCUCAAUGUCGCAAAACCGACGGCUGUCGACUUCUCUGUCAGGCAGCCCGACCAACUCGCACCCCGCACCUCGCAGCAAUUCGUCUUCAACGCCUCUUUCGGUGGAUGGCACUCCUCCGCGCUGACCUUUUCGAAUUCUGAAGAGGAGGACGAUGACGAAGGUGACAGUGUCGACGACGAGCCUGGUGGAGAAACGAGCGAUAUGCCCGGCUCAUUUCCGCGGUCGAACGCAGAGCCAGACGAUCUAGCAGAUCCAGAUGGGGCGAUAGGAAAUCAUCCCCGCGUCUUCAGAGGCGCUGGAAGAUUCCGGAUCGGCUACGCCGGCCGCUUCAUGAAUAGAGGUGCUGGUCCUAGAUAA